CCUCUCUCUCGCUGGUAUAAAGAGAGUCAGAAUCGUUCCCUUAGCUCGCAUUAGGGUUAACAUGGCCGUUUAGACCAUUCUGAAUUGGCAAUAAAGACAACAGCAACAGUUCCGGGACGUGGUUCAAUCUCACGAUCAACCAGGGGACAAGCACGUUUCUGCCGGAGAAACCACCUCUGACUUACACUUAGUGGCCAUAGCGGCCCAUCCCGGAUUUGGGCCUCUUUUCAUGUUCACAGCAGACAGAACAAGUUUCAUUAUUCCCUGGAAGUCUCCAAACAUAUCCUUUUUUAAAACACUUUACAUAAUUUUAGUGACGUGGAUGUCAUUGGCAUUUAUUUUUGCCCAACUUUAAUUGUCCUUUGAGGUGAUGGAGUUGACCAUCCCUGUCUACCAAACUGGACACUUAACUAUGGAAUGCUUUCACCUGCUGAUAACCCUAAGCCUAAGAAACUGUGUUAUCACUACCCAGAGAAGUAUUAGUUAGCAGUACAAUAUCUCCCAAGCACUUUUACAGAAGAAAACUACAGUUUACAGAAGCUUGGCCUAGGGUUGUGCGUGUUCUGUAUGUGAUUCUUCCAAUUCACAUCUUUGCACAUAUUUGAAACCGAAAAAAUCAAGAUGGUGCUGGAUGAAUACUUGUGGAUGGUGAUAGUUGGCUUCAUAAUAGCCUUUAUUCUCGCUUUCUCUGUGGGUGCAAAUGAUGUGGCUAAUUCUUUUGGUACUGCUGUGGGCUCUGGUGUUGUGACACUGCGCCAAGCCUGCAUCCUGGCUUCCAUUUUUGAAACAACUGGGUCUGUACUGCUUGGAGCAAAGGUCGGAGAAACUAUCCGGAAGGGAAUCAUCGAUGUCAACAUGUAUAACGGAACUGAGAAAUACCUCAUGGCUGGUGAAAUCAGUGCAAUGAUUGGUUCUGCAAUCUGGCAACUCAUUGCUUCAUUUUUGAAGCUUCCGAUAUCGGGCACACAUUGCAUUGUCGGAGCCACCAUUGGUUUCUCGCUUGUUUCAGUUGGUGCUCGGAGUGUCCGAUGGGUCCAGCUCAUCAAGAUUGUUGCCUCCUGGUUCAUUUCCCCGCUUCUAUCAGGGAUAAUGUCUGGAGUUCUCUUUAUCCUAAUUCGAUUCUUCAUCUUGAAAAAGGAAGAUCCUGUGCCGAAUGGCCUACGUGCACUCCCGCUGUUUUAUGCUGCUACUGUAGGGAUAAAUGCCUUCUCAAUCUUGUACACUGGAGCACCAUUGCUGGGAUUGGACAUGUUCCCCGUCUGGGCAACGGUGCUAAUCAGUCUUGGUGGAGCGUCGCUGGCUGGACUCGUGGUGUGGCUGUUGGUUUGCCCCUGGAUGAAGAGGAAAAUUGAAAGUAAACUAAAGGUUAAGGUGCUGUCCAGACUUUCAAAUGAGAGUCUUGAUAAAAGCCAAGAUGAAGAAACACCAGUAUUUAAAGAACUGCCUGGUGAAAAGGCAGCAGACGAGUCCAUGCUACCUCUCACUGGUGGAGUCAGUGAGGCAUGUGGUGGUGCCUCAGAGAGCCAUGUUAUCGCUGCAACGACGGGAGUUUCAAAUGGUAGAGCUGCAUCCCUUACGAAUGGCACCUUAAAAUCUCCUUUUUCAAAUGGUACAUUUAAUUUUGAAGGGCACUCGAGAAGUGACGGCCAUGUGUACCACACAGUGCACAAAGACUCUGGACUAUACAAAGAUCUCCUACACCGGAUGCAUUUGGAUAAGAUCACUGAUGAUCGGACACAACCGGAGAGCUCUUCCUACAGACUUCUCCGCCGCAACAACAGCUAUACCUGCUACACUGCCGCUAUCUGCGGCAUGCCGGUCCAGCCAGCCUUCAAGUCCUCCGAUUUUCUGGGGGUGGAAGACAAUGAAAAGCUGGUGGAUGAUGUGGCCACCUACUCCAAGAAACGGCUUCGUUAUGACAGCUAUUCCAGCUACUGCAAUGCAGUAGCUGAAGCAGAGAUUGAGGCAGAGGAAGGAGGAGUGGAAUUGAAGCUGGCAAGUGAGCUGAGUGAUCCCCUGCCACCACCACCAGAGAAUGCUGCGGAUGAAGACGGGGAGGAGAAGGAAAAGCCCCAAGUCCAUUUGCUCUUUCACUUCCUUCAGAUCCUUACAGCUUGCUUUGGGUCAUUUGCACAUGGUGGUAAUGAUGUUAGCAAUGCAAUUGGCCCUCUGGUUGCUCUUUGGCUGAUCUACCAAGAAGGAGGUGUGGUGCAGAAUGCCUCCACGCCGAUCUGGUUGCUGCUAUAUGGUGGCGUGGGCAUCUGUACUGGUCUCUGGGUCUGGGGUAGGCGAGUCAUUCAGACCCUGGGCAAAGAUCUCACUCCCAUCACCCCAUCUAGCGGGUUCACUAUUGAGUUGGCUUCGGCGUUCACAGUUGUGGUUGCUUCCAAUGUUGGACUUCCUAUCAGUACCACACACUGCAAGGUUGGAUCUGUGGUGGCCGUGGGCUGGAUCCGAUCACGCAAAGCUGUGGACUGGCACUUAUUUCGUAAUAUCUUCCUGGCCUGGUUUGUGACUGUCCCAGUCUCUGGUCUCUUCAGUGCUGCUUUUAUGGCACUCUUUGUAUAUGGAAUAUUGCCAUAUGUUUAAAUUGUGUGUUUAUUAAGAUUUUUUUUUAACCAGCAGUGUGAGGUGUCUCCUCAAUUUAGCAGUCCCAACCCCCUCCGAAAAGCUGGUUUAUUCCUUUUUCUGUUUGCUGUUUAAAGAGGAAGUAAACAGCUGUAAGUUAAUUUUGUAUUUCCAUCUUAUCUGUUUUCUCAGACUGUAUAUUACACUACAUAUGCUCAUUUUGAUAAUUUGGUAGCUGGUAAUGGCAAAGCCCUAUUUCAUGGUGUACAUGAAAUGGUGCACCUGUAAAUAGUGCUGCCCAAAUCAUGAUGUUUGUUGAAUGGAUUGUAAUACUUGGAAGAUUUGCCCUCAUUGAUGUAAAACUGCUGUAUAUAUUGUAUUAUUAAUCACUGAAAACCUUUUUUGGACCUAAGAAUUAAAAAACAAUUCUCUGCUGUGAUUUAGUAAAAUUGUCCUUCUGAUCUGCAAUAAGGUACAAAACCCAUAUUCUCAAUAAUUAGCAGAUAUUUUUUACAAGGCACAGGUCUCCAUGCAUACUCUGCAUGCUGCAAACAUCAUCAUUAGAAUGAGGAGAGAUUCAUUGUGAUAGCUUUCAUGGAAACUUAACUAAAGAUUGAUAGUUGUAUUAUAUUGUAAUUUCCAUUGUAAAUACUAUCUAUAAAAAGAGAUUUGGUUUGUUUGUGUUUUUUUUUAAUUAGUACACUUCACUCACACAUGUAAGACUUCAAAACACUAUUGAAUGUACCAAAGAUUCAAAAAAUAAAGACGUGUCAGUA
Leucoraja erinaceus (little skate) is the source of this 3344-nucleotide messenger RNA. It is a transcript of the gene slc20a2, whose product is annotated as solute carrier family 20 member 2. The transcript is spliced from 12 exons. Gene Ontology annotation, biological process: phosphate ion transmembrane transport. The record is from RefSeq and is a predicted model, not a curated record. Gene Ontology annotation, molecular function: phosphate transmembrane transporter activity. NCBI's taxonomy places the organism in Eukaryota, Metazoa, Chordata, Chondrichthyes, Rajiformes, Rajidae. The coding region runs from base 622 to 2589 and encodes 655 amino acids. Gene Ontology annotation, cellular component: membrane.